Tripterygium wilfordii is the source of this 785-nucleotide messenger RNA. Its product is annotated as membrane-anchored ubiquitin-fold protein 6-like. The record is from RefSeq and is a predicted model, not a curated record. NCBI's taxonomy places the organism in Eukaryota, Viridiplantae, Streptophyta, Magnoliopsida, Celastrales, Celastraceae. The coding region runs from base 60 to 464 and encodes 134 amino acids. The transcript has 3 exons.
UACUCUUUAGCAUAUAAUAAUUGGUUCUGCAAGCUGGGUAAACAAGAAGAAGGAUAAUAAUGGCUGAAGAAGAUAAGAAUUUCGAGCUUAAAGAAAAGGAGAAUAUUGACCUUGAAAAGGGGGAUAGUGUCGAGCUUAGGUUCCUAACUAUUGAUGGCAUUGAAGUAGGUCGUGGUAGUUAUGCAUCAUCACUGACUGUUGAGGCUCUUAAGCAACAGCUCGUUCCUCUAUGGCCUGAAGGCACAACGCGCACUCCGAAUUCAGGAAGUGAUUUGAACCUAGUAUACAAUGCCAAACGUAUGGAGAAUAACAUGACGGUGGCCGAUUGCAUAAAAACUUGUGUGUACGUCCCUGAGAGGGUUAUUACCAUGCAUGUGGCCGUACAGACUCCAGCAGCUGAAAAAGAGAGGGAUAAGAGGCAGGAGCCGAAGAGGCGGGAACAAUGCGGUUGUAACAUCGUCUAAAUCUGUGUUGACAUUUCUGAGGUUACAAUAAUAUUAGUGGAAUAUCACAGUUGAAUUGGCAAAGAAGUAACGAAGGGCUGCUGUUUUCGAUAUGUGAAGCAAACUCUCAUGAUACCUGACCAAAAAAACAAUUUCCUAGUGUUGUAAACUUGUUUGUCUGCUCACUCUGGUGGAGCAAAACCAUUUCACAUUUCAAUUUUUUUUUUCCUGCUCACUCUGGUGGAGCAAACCAUUACACAUGUAAAUUCUUUUGUCUGCUCAAUCUGGUGGAGCAAACCCUUACACAUGUAAAUUCUUUUGUUUGCUCACUCUGCUGGAGCA